GUUCUUUCCUUUUCCUAAUAUUCUUAGUCUCAAAUUCUUCUUUCCCUUAUAAAUUAACCUCGUCGAUUGAUUUUAGCAGUGACUGGACAGUCUCAGUUCUUUUGUUCUUCAUCAUAUGCAUUUUGCACAGAGCACAGACAAGGUUUGCAUCAGGCAUCGGUUUAACAUCUGCAAUCUGGUCAAUAGAGCCUCCUCCUCCAAAUUACAGGUCCUAGCACGUGUGGAAGGGUCGAGGACGAGUUUUGGAAUAUUUGGAGGUCAAAAAGCGCAAAAACUGAAGAAAAGUCCGAAGUCUCGUAGUAGUGAAUUGAAGGUGUCCAAGACACAGCCGCAGUUCACGGGC
Molecule: messenger RNA, 343 nt
Organism: Linum tenue
Lineage: Eukaryota; Viridiplantae; Streptophyta; Magnoliopsida; Malpighiales; Linaceae
Source: the annotation of a GenBank genome assembly